GCCUUUAUCGCCGCCGUCGAGCAGUACCCGUCCCGCCGGAUGAAGAGGCCAGCAACAGGCACUUUGCCUCCCCUUGUACAGUGCGGCCAACGGCCCGAACCAAGCCGCCGCUAUGCCGGACCCUGGAACAAGGGCGGUGCACACCCUGAGCGGGCACACCGUCGUCGGAGCAAACUGGCGACCGAUGCACUUUACAAAGGACUUGCCGCCGUCGCGAGUCUGUGGCCUCUGCCGCACGGUUCCCGACAGGACGGUGCUUCUGCCCUGCUCGCACUUCGUGUGCGAUUCCUGCAACGGCGCCAGAGACCAAGAUGGCCGCUACGUGUGUCCCUUGGACCUGGAACCGUUCGAUGAGGACGAGUGCGUGCGGAAUGACUUCCCUGCCACGAGAGCGAGCAGCCUCAAGGCCCAUUGCUGGAAUGAAUGCGACGGCUGCAUGUUCGUAGGCACCAUCGAAGCUGUACUGCUCCACUACGAGAAAGAAUGCGACUUCCAUGCUCUCCAGUGCCCACGGUGUGAACAAAGGAUACGGCGCACAGAGCUUGCAGCACACUAUGUGGCCGGAUGCUCGCGUCGUGAUCCGUCUUCGGGCUCUGCACAGAAUUACGAACGUGGUGAUACAUUUCACGUUCGUGACGUGAGUGCAACACUGGAUCAAAUGAAAUCUUUUUUGACAGGCCCGUGUCGCCAGCAGUUGGAAUUUCUUCAGAGGCAAAUGAAUGAACUCUUGGAACAAUUUAGGACCUCUGACACCGUGCGUUUGUCGGAGAUCAGCCACAUGGUGAGGAGUUCCGAGGAAAACUUGGUGCACAAAAUGGAAGAAUUCAAGUCCAAUAUCUGCUCUACAGUUACAAUAAUGAAUACCGGUCUGAAAGAGCUGAAGUCGCUCCUCAGAGACCCGUGCUCUGAUCACCUGCCCAAUCUUCAGAGCCAAAUUAACGAAGUCAUCGAACAAUCAAAGGCCCAUACGCUACCCUGGUACGGGAAAUGAACACUGCACUUAGAGACUCGGAAAGUAACUUAGAGGUAAAAAUUGAUACACUUCAGGCAAAUCUGUCUUCAAGGCUCACGCCGCAACUGCAGCGUCUCCAAAGAGCCCUAUUGCAAAACCCAGUAUCCAGUGCCCAGUGCCAUGCCUGAUUAUGGGCCCAGUGUCACGCGCUGGAUACUGGGACGCUGGCAAGGCGCGGCAUACUGGGAGGCGCUGGGCGCGGGGUACUGGUGCGAAAUGCAGCUCUAGAGCGAGAAAUACGCGGUGCCUGGGUACCUUAUAUAUUUUUUCAAAUACAAAAAGGAACAGAGAGCGCUGUAAUGCAAUAAAAAAGAAGAAAAAAAUGUAAAAACAAAAAUAGCCCCUAGGAUUCGAACCUCCGACCUACAGAUCCCAAUCCCAGUAUCUUACCACUAGGCCACGCCGAUUCGUGAUUGCCGAUUCAUAUUUUGCCAUGUCAACGCGCAGAGACAGUAGCAGCUUUGCACAGACGUCUCGCACAGACAUGGUAGAUGCGACAUCGCCUUCUACUAAAACUUACGCCUCUACCAGAACGAAAAUUUUCUCCGUAUUGCAUAGUAUACCUGGAAGUGCUGCAACACUGAUUUGCUUUUGCGAUUGGUAUAUUAACUACGAAAAAAGCCUUAAAUCAACCGCCGACCCGGGAUGUUGUACGGGCUGUUACUGCCCAUUUUGACAGCCGUUUCUUGUUCUUCGCGCAAAUGUAAUGCAACAUUUCCAUAGCUCGACAAUGCUUUUCAAUCGACAGGUAUGUUUAGCCACUUAUCUCCGUCAGAGAAGCGUUCGGUUAAUGCGGCUGGCAGCCUUCAGCAACAGCACACAUACGUAUGUUUAUAACGCUUCAUAUCGGCGCUCAUCGCUUGUUGUGCUGACACCGUAGACACGAAAGAAUGGUCUGUUUAAAAACACCGAUGGGUAAGCGGACCUACAGAGUGAUUUAUCCUCGUUAGACUUGUUGAUUCCUCAGCCUAGACGGGCCGAUAGAGUGUAGACGGACUCGGCGGGUACGGUAGGCCUAGCCUUCGGGGGAAGCAAGCGAUCUCGGUUUGGGUACCUGGCGAAUGGGAAAAUGUUUGUAUUUGAGCUUCAGAACCUUUUAACUAUUCUUUUUACUACACCAGGGAAAGUGGAAGCGCACGAAUCGCCGCAGCUUUGUUGUCGGUGCGAUAAUAUCGAUCAGCGGCAGGCUUCCUGAGGUCCGUUCGAAC
Dermacentor silvarum is the source of this 2220-nucleotide messenger RNA. RefSeq names its product TNF receptor-associated factor 6. The transcript is spliced from 2 exons. Gene Ontology annotation, biological process: positive regulation of JNK cascade; tumor necrosis factor-mediated signaling pathway; protein K63-linked ubiquitination. The record is from RefSeq and is a predicted model, not a curated record. NCBI's taxonomy places the organism in Eukaryota, Metazoa, Arthropoda, Arachnida, Ixodida, Ixodidae. Bases 113 to 991 code for a protein of 292 amino acids. Gene Ontology annotation, cellular component: cytoplasmic side of plasma membrane; plasma membrane signaling receptor complex. Gene Ontology annotation, molecular function: tumor necrosis factor receptor binding; zinc ion binding; ubiquitin protein ligase binding.